AUGUUGUCCUCCGCGCUGUCACCCUCCGCGCUCCUUAUCCCCCAUGGGUUGACAAUCCUCGCAUUGACGAUCACACACCCCGCGUACCGCAAGCUCGUCUUUGCGCAAAUACUGGCAUUCGUUGCCUACAACCUUCAUACUGCGCCAACUGUAUCACCCAGUACGGAUUGGCCCCUGGCGUUCUCCUUAACCGCCCUCGUCUUCGCCGGAUCAGAUUUCCUCCUUUUGACGAAGUCCUACGCAGAUUUGCAUAGGAGAGGUCAGGUCGGAAAUAUCGAGGAACAACCGACUUUGGCGCGAAUCAAGUGGGCGAUGAGUCUACUGACGAAUCAACGAAUGAUUGGGUGGACAGUAGAGCCGGCCAGGGUCCUACCUUCCCCGCCACAACUUGCCGCCAGCGGUUCUAGGCUGUACUUCGUUGGAGAGCAGACUUUCAAGUUGAUGCUAGAACUCUUGAUCGUGAAUAUUCUGGGCAUAGGCUUCGCUAUGACGCCGGCGCUGUCACCAGAAGGACCAUCAUUGACAUCCUGCGCAUGGUUCUGGCGCUCUGUGCACGUCGCCAAUGUUAUUUCUUUAACAAGAUAUGCCAUUUCAGCAGGUCACAGAGCAUUGUCGUUGUUGCUAAUCGCAUCCGGCUUGGAAGACCCUGCUGAAUUUCGUCCGCUUUGUGGUCGCUGGCAAGAUGCGUACACCUUGCGUAGAUUCUGGGGGCGCACUUGGCAUCAAGUCUUGCGUAGGACAUUGACUUCGCAUGGCCGCUUCGUAGCACUCGAGGUUCUGAAGCUCGAACCCGGUUCAAAAGCAUCCACGUACACACAACUCUACGUCGCUUUCAUCUUAUCCGGCGUUAUCCAUUUCUGGGCAGACGUCAUCCCUCUGGGUCGGUGGAAUGCGGGGACCAUGAAGUUCUUCGUCCUCCAGGCGAUAGCCAUCCAUUGCGAAGACAUACUCAUAGCUUGGGCGACCAAGGUGGGGCUUCGUCCGUCGAGGCUUUUGAGGUUCUUGGGGUAUAUUCUAGUGUGGCAAUGGUCUUCGGCGCCGGUCCGCAAAUUCCAAUUAUUCAGACCGUUACUUCUCUCGCCAGGCGUACGGUAA
This is a messenger RNA of Pleurotus ostreatus (oyster mushroom), 1095 nucleotides long. RefSeq lists its product as uncharacterized. Gene Ontology annotation, biological process: lipid metabolic process. Bases 1 to 1095 code for a protein of 364 amino acids. NCBI's taxonomy places the organism in Eukaryota, Fungi, Basidiomycota, Agaricomycetes, Agaricales, Pleurotaceae. The record is from RefSeq and is a predicted model, not a curated record. The transcript is spliced from 5 exons.